Molecule: messenger RNA, 388 nt
Organism: Corythoichthys intestinalis (scribbled pipefish)
Lineage: Eukaryota; Metazoa; Chordata; Actinopteri; Syngnathiformes; Syngnathidae
Gene: atp5mj
Product: ATP synthase membrane subunit j
Exons: 4
Coding region: 129-287 (52 amino acids)
Cellular component (GO): mitochondrion
Source: RefSeq, a predicted model, not a curated record
GGCACGCUGUUAACAAAUCCAGUGCUCAACUGCGUAGUUCAGAGGAGAAGAAGAUUCAUCACCACGACUUUGACGUCGGCAUUCUUGGGCUAUCUUGACCUUCCUCUUGCUUCGUGACAAACUAAAAGAUGGCCGGAAGCGUGUUUGCACGUUGGUGGGCCAAGAUGAGCCCUUACUACACCAAAGCGUAUCAAGAGAUGUGGGUGGGUGUUGGCCUCAUGGCGUACGUCUACUACAAAAUCUCCUAUGGAGGCAAGAAGGCAGUGAAGGACAAGCCAGCUCAUUAGGUUUCAAUUCCUACUGAACAACCCCUCCUGCUGUAAAAUUGCCCCUUUCACAUCGGACAUCUUGUUAAUAUGGAACAAAUAAAAAUGUCAACCAAGAAAAA